This is a messenger RNA of Parathielavia appendiculata, 1688 nucleotides long. RefSeq names its product TMS membrane protein/tumor differentially expressed protein. Gene Ontology annotation, cellular component: membrane. The transcript is spliced from 2 exons. The coding region runs from base 147 to 1535 and encodes 462 amino acids. The record is from RefSeq and is a predicted model, not a curated record. NCBI's taxonomy places the organism in Eukaryota, Fungi, Ascomycota, Sordariomycetes, Sordariales, Chaetomiaceae.
AUGGGUGCUCUCCUCUCGAUCCCGCUGCUGGCGGUCCCCAGCUUGGGCACUGUCUGCCUCCCUGACUCUUGUGCCACGGCCUCUGACUGACACUUGCGCAGGUCCUAUCCUUUGCAGCCAGCUGUUGCGGCGCAGCCACCUGCUCCAUGGUGUGCAGUGCCUGCGGGAAAUGCGGCAACAGUGUCGCAACCCGUAUCGCAUACGCCCUGAUCCUCCUCAUCAACUCAAUACUAUCAUGGAUCAUGCUCACGAAAUGGGCCGUCGAGAAGCUGCAGCACCUGAUGUUGGACUACGUCAAGAUCAAGUGCGGCGACGGCGACUGCUACGGCUGGCUGGCCGUCCACCGCAUCAACUUCGCCCUCGGCAUGUUCCACCUCGUCCUGGCUGCCCUCAUGCUCGGCGUGCACUCCUCCAAGAACCCACGCGCCGCCAUUCAAAACGGCUACUGGGGCCCCAAGAUCAUCGCCUGGCUGGGCCUGAUCGUCCUCACCUUCUUCAUCCCGGACACCUUCUUCCAGUUCUGGGGCAACUACAUCGCCAUGGUGUGCGCCAUGAUGUUCCUGAUCCUCGGCCUGAUCCUGCUGGUCGAUCUGGCGCACAACUGGGCCGAGUACUGCCUCGCCCAGAUUGAGGACACCGAGUCCAGGACGUGGCGCAUCAUCCUGAUCGGCUCGACCCUGGGCAUGUACCUCGCCUCGCUGGCCAUGACCAUCGUGCAGUACAUCUUCUUCGCCUCGAGCGGCUGCUCCAUGAACCAAGCCGCCAUCACCAUCAACCUCCUUCUCUGGAUCGCCAUCUCGGUCAUCUCGGUUCACCCCACCAUCCAGGAACACAACCCGAAGGCCGGUCUCGCCCAAGCCGCCAUGGUCGCAGUCUACUGCACCUACCUGACCAUGUCGGCCGUGUCCAUGGAACCCGACGAGACUGAGGACCGCCGGUGCAACCCGCUCGUCCUCGGCCAGGGCACCCGCACCACCACCGUCGUGGUCGGCGCCAUCGUGACCAUGCUGACCGUCGCCUACACGACGACCCGCGCCGCCACCCAGAGCCUCGGCCUCGGCGGCUCCUCCUCCUCCUCGGGCCAAAUUCGCCUGCCCGACAGCGAAGCAGACUACGAGCACGACCUGGUCGUGACGACGCAGCCCUCGGCCCGCAGGCAGAUGCGCGCCGAGGCCCUCCGCCGCGCCGUCGAGGAGGGCAGCCUGCCUCCGGACGCGCUGCUAUCCGACGACGACAACGACUCGGACGGCGGGAACAACAAUAACAGCAAUACGCGCAACGACGACGAGCGCGCCAGCACGCAGUAUAGCUAUGCCAUGUUCCACGUCAUCUUCUUUCUGGCUACCGCCUGGGUCGCGACGCUCUUGACGAUGGACUGGGAUGAUGACAAGAGGGGCAGCGAGAACUUUGCGACUGUGGGGAGGACGCUGUGGGCUAGCUGGGUCAAGAUUGUUAGCUCGUGGGUGUGCUAUGCCAUGUACGUCUGGACGCUCGUCGCGCCGGUCGUGUUGCCCGAGCGGUUUGAGUUUGAAUAGGGGAAGAGUAGAUCACCGGUAGAUGGUGCGUCAUGUUUUGGGUUUGGUUGCGGGAAAGUUGUUUAUUACCAUUUUCUGGAUCAGGUUAGUGUUCAUGGGCGAGCCGUUUCUGGCCGGGGCAGUAGUAUACGUUCGGUUGUAUCGCCACGGACU